CACAGCUCCUCAGAGGUCUUGGGAACAGCAACUGGGAAAUAUCAUCUAAAUAGGGGAGGAAUUACACAAGGAAGAAGAGGGAAGGAGAAAAGGUAGACUCCGAUAGUCUUUUCUUGGAUUGCUUAGGCCUACUUCUUUUCCAACAAAGGAGGCAAAGAUGAAAGUCGACGAAAUCAUACAGAUUCAGAAAUUCUUUUUUAACAUUUUCAACACAUUCUUUGUGAUUUUGGGAGUCAGUAUCUUCGGUUGUGCUGCCUGGAUCUUAUUUGACAUAGACAGCUUCAUUGUAGUCAUCAGUUCCGAGGGCGAUGUGAAGCUGGUUGCUGUGGCCCUUGCUCUCAUUGGGCUGGUUGUGGUCGUGGUGUCAGUUCUUGGCUGCGCUGGGGGGCAGCUAGAGAGUAAAUGCCUGCUUAUGAUUUACAUGGGAUUUCUUAUCAUCGUUACCCUUGGUCAGAUUUUUGUGACUUUUGUUCUUUUGUUGCGGAGUCCUAAAAUUAAGGAGUUUCUUGUCAACACAGUUGACGAGGAAAUAAAGCAGUAUGGGAAUAGGAGCAUAACUGAAAACAAAGCGUCAUGGACAUUGCUGGACAGGAUACAACAUUCAGCAAAAUGUUGCGGCAGACACAACUUGAAUGACUGGGACCAGAAUGUUAUCAUUCAGGACCUUGGAAAAGCCAACGUCUACCCCUGUUCGUGUUUCAACACUACCUGUCCCACUAGGUGUAGGUGGAGCAGAAGCUGAGCGAUUUGGGGAAGGCACCACAGGUAUCUACCAAGAGGGGUGCGAGAAAAAGCUUACUAGCUGGCUGGAAGAGAAUAUAGCUGUGAUCAUUGGCAUGGAUGUAGGACUCAUUGUUGUUCAGAUUAUCCAGUUUGCCUUUGGAGUGUGCAUAUUCCAAAACAUUGGUCGUAAAAUGAGGCGUAAGAAUCCCAAAAAUCUGAUGAACUCCAUGGAGGUGGACCCCCAGACGGAGGCUGUGUACCAGAAUCCAGAUUACUCCCAACAUCCACAGUACCCACAGCAAGACUAUCAGCAGCCACAGUACCAACAGCAAGACUAUCAGCAGCCACAGUACCAACAGCAAGACUAUCAGCAGCAAGACUUCCAGCAGUACAAUCAGCAUGUUUACGAUGACCUUCAGUACCACCAGCCAGACUUCUCUCAGCAAGAUUACACACAACAAUAUUAUGAUCGUCAGUGAACACUGUUGCAACUUUUUAGAUCUCUCUCUGUCUCUCUCUCACACACACACACACACACACACACACACACACACACACACACAGGAAGAGACAGAGACUUAAUACCAAAUAUUGUCCUUAGUAAUAAAUCAAUAUACAAAUAUAUACUGUAGAUACAGUGAUUUUAUUGUACAAAAACAGGGUAAACAAGCUUCAUACAAGUCCAGCAUUGUCUCUUGUAACUGGAAUAUAACUUUGUUCCAGUACAACACUACAGUGGAGGGGAUAAGUCCUCAGACAUUACUCCCAACAUCAUCCCAAACUUAUCAUCUCCCCACACACACUCACACUCUCUAGCUGCAGCAACAUCAACAACACACUGACAUAUUUUUAGCAUUUGUGCAAUGAGAUGUUUUGGUAUAAUAUGCCUUGCCAAUGACACCACCCCAAACUGAGCAUUCAUCCACCCUCCCGUAGCUUCCUUCCAACAGGGAGGCCUCUGAUUUGCUGUUGGCUUCUCUCAUGGCUGGCUCUGGAUUCUUGUGGUCUCAGGAUAAGUUGUAUAACACUGAGGUAAUGGAGGAUGUCAGUUGACACUGUGAGUAAGGCAGAAAAGUGGAUCACAGAGGUGGCCCCCUAGCCAACAAGCAACACUUUGUGACUCAGCAGACGUGGGUUCACCUCAGCUGCAUGGGGUCG
Messenger RNA from Sardina pilchardus (European sardine), 1881 nucleotides. Its product is annotated as CD82 antigen. The transcript has 9 exons. Gene Ontology annotation, cellular component: plasma membrane. Lineage: Eukaryota; Metazoa; Chordata; Actinopteri; Clupeiformes; Clupeidae. The record is from RefSeq and is a predicted model, not a curated record. Bases 158 to 742 code for a protein of 194 amino acids.